This is a messenger RNA of Lachancea lanzarotensis, 546 nucleotides long. It is a transcript of the gene NIP7, whose product is annotated as LALA0S05e06238g1_1. NCBI's taxonomy places the organism in Eukaryota, Fungi, Ascomycota, Saccharomycetes, Saccharomycetales, Saccharomycetaceae. Gene Ontology annotation, cellular component: preribosome, large subunit precursor; nucleolus; nucleus. Gene Ontology annotation, molecular function: RNA binding. The transcript has a single exon. Bases 1 to 546 code for a protein of 181 amino acids. Gene Ontology annotation, biological process: ribosomal large subunit biogenesis; ribosome assembly. The record is from RefSeq and is a predicted model, not a curated record.
AUGCGUCAGUUAACAGAAGAAGAAACUCGCGUUGUUUUUGAGAAACUGGCUGGCUACAUUGGAAGGAAUAUCAAACUGCUAGUGGAUAACAAAACUCAGCCGUUUGUUUUCAGGCUCCAGAAAGAUCGAGUAUAUUAUGUUCCUGAACACAUUGCCAAACUGGCAACCUCGGUUGCUAGACCAAAUUUAAUGUCGGUCGGUCUAUGUUUAGGUAAGUUCACCAAAACCGGUAAAUUUAGAAUCCAUAUCACGGCUCUUACUGUGCUGGCUGAACAUGCUAAAUACAAGAUAUGGAUCAAACCUAACGGAGAAAUGCCAUUUUUGUAUGGAAACCAUGUUCUCAAAGCACAUGUGGGUAAAAUGUCAGAGGAUAUCCCAGAACAUGCAGGUGUGAUAGUUUUCUCUAUGCAUGACGUUCCACUAGGAUUUGGUGUAAGUGCCAAGAGCACUUCCGAGUCGAGGAAUGUACAGCCUACUGGUAUUGUUGCAUACAGACAAGCAGACAUCGGCGAAUAUUUGAGAGACGAAGACACGCUUUUCACGUAA